Molecule: messenger RNA, 1107 nt
Organism: Eimeria necatrix
Lineage: Eukaryota; Apicomplexa; Conoidasida; Eucoccidiorida; Eimeriidae
Exons: 3
Coding region: 1-1107 (368 amino acids)
Source: RefSeq, a predicted model, not a curated record
AUGCUCGCGCUGCUGCUCGUCACUUCCUCCGCAGACUCCGUCUUCGCAGGAGUCAUGGGCUGGCGCUGGGCCUUCAUGGUCUUGGGCCUCUUGAGCUUGGCGUUGGCCUUCUUCAGCAAAAGGGUUUUGUCGGGGGCCCCCGAGGGGGGACCCCCGGGGGGCCCCCAGGGGGGCCCCCAGGAGGGGGGGCCCCCCGGGGGGGCCCCCAAGAGGCCCCGGCUUGGGGCUUUGUGGGUCACUUUUAAAGAACUCCGUUAUGUGCUUCGAAACAAGAGUUUCUGGCUAAUGCUGGUUAUGGUUUCAACCACAGAGUCCGUGGGGGCUGCGCUGCUGGGGGCCCCACUAGUGGGGCUGCUGGCGGAGCGGGCUUUUGGGUACAUUCCAAUCAAGGGGGGCCCCCACGGGGGCCCCCCUGGGGGCCCCCCGGGGGCCCCCGCAGCGGGGGGGGGCCCCCCGGGGGCCCCCGGGGCAGGGGGGCCCCCAGGGGCCCCCGGGGCCCCCCAAGGCCACCCCGAAAACGCCGAGGCCCUCAGCAAAGCCCUCGUCCUCACUACUGUGGGGCCCUGGAUGAUAACAAUUUGUAUUUAUUUUCUUUUGAUGGGGACUUAUGGAAAAGACAGGAGGCGGGCGCUGCGGCUGGCGCAGCAGCAGCAGCGCAGCAGCAGCAGCAGCAGCAGCAGCAGCAGCAGCAGCAGCAGCGCGGCAGCAGCAGACCUCGAACUCGGAGAGCUGCAGGAUGAAGGCGCCGACAGCGACCUCGAACUCCUCAGCCUCAAGGGGCCCCCAACCCCCCACGAGGGGGCCCCCGACGGGGGGGCCCCCAGCAGGGGGGCCCCCAGCAGGGGGGCCCCCACUAGGGGGGCCCCCACAGGGGGGGGCCCCCUCUACGUGAAGGUUGCUUCUAGUGUACAUACACCCCGAGAGGCAGACGCAGAGUGUCCUCCCCUUGUAGCAGCAGAAGACGACACUGACCCAGAGAGCCCUGCUGCUGCUGCUGCUGCUGCUGCUGCUGCUGCUGCUGCUGCUGAGGCUGCUGCUGCUGCUGCGCAGGCCGAGCCUGCUGCAGACUUCAGCAGCAACAGCAAACACGAACCCACCCCUGUGUAG